Molecule: messenger RNA, 8779 nt
Organism: Phyllostomus hastatus (greater spear-nosed bat)
Lineage: Eukaryota; Metazoa; Chordata; Mammalia; Chiroptera; Phyllostomidae
Gene: KIF1A
Product: kinesin family member 1A
Exons: 51
Coding region: 165-5663 (1832 amino acids)
Biological process (GO): microtubule-based movement
Molecular function (GO): ATP binding; microtubule binding; microtubule motor activity
Source: RefSeq, a predicted model, not a curated record
UCUUCCCAAGGGACCCCAGCUCCUUUCCAGAAAGACCAACCGCUUGGAGGGGCCGCCCGCGGACACGGCCUGAGUCUGUGCGGCCAGCGCCGCGGUAACAGGGGUCUCCCACGCCCGCCGGGGCUCGCGCCCACCCGCAGGAGCGACCCUCAGAGGCUGCCGAGAUGGCUGGGGCCUCGGUGAAGGUGGCGGUGCGCGUCCGCCCCUUCAACUCCCGGGAGAUGAGCCGCGACUCCAAGUGCAUCAUCCAGAUGUCCGGGAGCACCACCACCAUCGUCAACCCCAAACAGCCCAAGGAGACACCCAAGAGCUUCAGCUUCGACUACUCCUACUGGUCGCACACCUCGCCUGAGGACGUCAACUACGCGUCUCAGAAGCAGGUGUACCGGGACAUCGGCGAGGAGAUGCUGCAGCAUGCCUUCGAGGGCUACAACGUCUGCAUCUUCGCCUACGGCCAGACAGGGGCCGGCAAGUCCUACACCAUGAUGGGCAAGCAGGAGAAGGACCAGCAGGGCAUCAUCCCGCAGCUUUGUGAGGACCUGUUCUCCCGCAUCAAUGACACAACCAACGACAACAUGUCCUACUCCGUGGAGGUCAGCUACAUGGAGAUAUACUGUGAGCGCGUCCGCGACCUCCUGAACCCCAAGAACAAGGGCAACCUGCGGGUGAGGGAGCAUCCGCUGCUGGGGCCCUACGUGGAGGACCUCUCCAAGCUGGCGGUCACCUCCUACAAUGACAUCCAGGACCUCAUGGACUCAGGGAACAAGGCCAGGACCGUGGCGGCCACGAACAUGAACGAGACCAGCAGCCGCUCCCACGCCGUCUUCAACAUCAUCUUCACCCAGAAGCGCCACGAUGCGGAGACUGACAUCACCACAGAGAAAGUGAGCAAAAUCAGCCUGGUGGACCUGGCCGGGAGCGAGCGGGCCGACUCCACGGGCGCGAAGGGCACGCGUCUCAAGGAGGGAGCCAACAUCAACAAGUCCCUGACCACGCUGGGGAAGGUCAUCUCCGCCCUGGCCGAAAUGGACUCCGGGCCCAACAAGAACAAGAAGAAGAAGAAGACGGACUUCAUCCCCUACAGGGACUCGGUGCUGACCUGGCUGCUCCGCGAGAACCUGGGCGGGAACUCGAGGACGGCCAUGGUGGCGGCCCUGAGCCCCGCAGACAUCAACUACGACGAGACCCUGAGCACGCUGAGGUAUGCGGACCGGGCUAAGCAGAUCCGCUGCAACGCCGUCAUCAACGAGGACCCCAACAACAAGCUGAUCCGAGAGCUGAAGGACGAGGUGACCCGGCUGCGGGACCUGCUGUACGCCCAGGGUCUCGGGGACAUCACCGACACCAACACUGUGCCCGGAGGACCCAAAUACCUGUCCGACCUGGACAACAAUAACUGUAACCGCGGCUGGGCGGAGCUGAGUCGAGCCCCUGACAAUCUCUCCACAGUGACCAACGCGCUGGUGGGCAUGAGCCCCUCAUCCUCACUCUCGGCCCUGUCCAGCCGCGCGGCCUCUGUGUCCAGCCUGCACGAGCGCCUGUUGUUUGCCCCGGGCAGCGAGGAGGCCAUCGAGAGGCUGAAGGAGACGGAGAAGAUCAUAGCCGAGCUCAACGAGACCUGGGAGGAAAAGCUGCGGCGGACGGAAGCCAUUCGAAUGGAGAGGGAAGCCCUGCUGGCUGAGAUGGGUGUGGCCAUGAGGGAGGACGGCGGCACCCUGGGUGUGUUCUCUCCCAAAAAGACACCGCAUCUCGUCAACCUGAAUGAGGACCCGCUGAUGUCCGAGUGUCUCCUCUACUACAUCAAAGACGGGCUCACCAGAGUGGGCCGGGAGGACGGGGAGAGGCGGCAGGACAUUGUCCUGAGCGGGCACUUCAUCAAGGAGGAGCACUGUGUCUUCCGCAGCGACUCCAGAGGGGGCAGUGAAGCCGUGGUGACCCUGGAGCCCUGUGAGGGGGCAGACACCUAUGUCAAUGGCAAGAAGGUCACAGAGCCCAGCAUCCUGCGGUCAGGAAACCGCAUCAUCAUGGGAAAGAGCCACGUGUUCCGGUUCAACCACCCCGAGCAGGCGCGGCAGGAGCGAGAGCGCACGCCCUGCGCGGAGACGCCCUCGGAGCCCGUGGACUGGGCCUUCGCCCAGCGCGAGCUGCUGGAGAAGCAGGGCAUCGACAUGAAGCAGGAGAUGGAGCAGAGGCUCCAGGAGCUGGAGGACCAGUACCGCCGGGAGCGGGAGGAGGCCACCUACCUGCUGGAGCAGCAGAGGCUGGACUACGAGAGCAAGCUGGAGGCGCUGCAGAGGCAGAUGGACUCCAGGCUCUUCCCAGAGGCAAAUGAGGAGGAGGAGGAGCCGGAGGAUGAAGUCCAGUGGACAGAGAGGGAGUGCGAGCUGGCGCUCUGGGCCUUCCGCAAGUGGAAGUGGUACCAGUUCACGUCGCUGCGGGACCUGCUGUGGGGCAACGCCAUCUUCCUCAAGGAGGCCAACGCCAUCAGCGUCGAGCUCAAGAAGAAGGUCCAGUUCCAGUUCGUCCUCCUCACGGACACACUCUACUCCCCGCUGCCCCCGGACCUGCUGCCCCCGGAGGCUGCCAAAGACCGGGAGACGCGCCCCUUCCCCCGCACCAUCGUGGCCGUGGAGGUGCAGGACCAGAAGAACGGGGCCACCCACUAUUGGACGCUGGAGAAGCUCAGGCAACGCCUGGAUCUCAUGCGAGAGAUGUACGACCGGGCGGCCGAGGUGCCCUCCAGCGUCAUCGAGGACUGCGACAACGUGGUGACCGGCGGGGACCCCUUCUACGACCGGUUCCCCUGGUUCCGGCUGGUGGGCAGCUCAGUCAUCUCUGGCUGCAGCAGUUACCCUCUUCUCAACACGUGCAUGAGCGCGCGCAUGGCUGCUCUCACCCCCUCCCCCACCUCCUCGAGCCCCGACUCCGACGCCACCGCGCCUGCCGAGGAGCAGAGCCUGGGGGAGGAGGAGGAGGAGGAGGAGGAGGAGGAGGACCUGGAGGACGACGUCUCCCCAGAGCACGGGCUUCACGACGGCCGGGACCCGUUUUACGACCGGCCCCCCCUGUUCAGUUUAGUAGGAAGGGCCUUCGUGUACCUGAGCAACCUGCUGUACCCCGUGCCCCUGGUGCACCGCGUAGCCAUCGUCAGCGAGAAGGGCGAGGUGAAGGGCUUCCUCCGAGUGGCCGUCCAGGCCAUCUCAGCCGAUGAAGAGGCCCCAGAUUACGGCUCGGGUGUCCGCCAGUCGGGAACUGCCAGAAUCUCCUUUGACGACCAGCAUUUCGAGAAGUUCCAGUCUGAGUGCUGCCAGGCGGGGGGCAUGUCACGCUCCGGGACCUCCCAGGAAGAGCUGCGCAUCGUGGAAGGCCAGGGCCAGGGUGCGGACUUGGGGCCCUCUGCCGACGAGGUCAACAACAACACCUGCUCGGCGCUGCCUCCGGAAAGCCUGCUGCUCGACAGCCCCGAGAAGGCCACCCUGGACGGGCCCCUGGACGCCGCCCUGGACCACCUGCGCCUGGGCAGCACCUUCACCUUCCGUGUGACCGUCCUGCAGGCGUCCAGCAUCUCCGCGGAGUACGCCGACAUCUUCUGCCAGUUCAACUUCAUCCAUCGCCACGACGAGGCCUUCUCCACGGAGCCCCUGAAGAACACGGGGCGGGGCCCCCCGCUCGGCUUCUACCACGUCCAGAAUAUCGCGGUGGAGGUGACCCGGUCCUUCAUCGAGUACGUCAAGAGCCAGCCCGUGGUGUUCGAGGUCUUCGGCCACUACCAGCAGCGCCCAUUCCCGCCACUCUGCAAGGACGUGCUCAGCCCCCUGAGGCCCUCGCGCCGCCACUUCCCACGGGUCAUGCCGCUGUCCAAGCCAGUGCCGGCCACCAAGCUCAGCACGCUGACGCGGCCCUGCCCCGGGCCACGCCACUGCAAGUAUGACCUGCUGGUCCACUUCGAGAUCUGCGAGCUGGAGGCCGAUGGCGAUUACAUCCCUGCAGUGGUGGACCACCGCGGCGGCAUGCCGUGCGUGGGGACCUUCCUGCUCCACCAGGGCAUCCAGCGACGGAUAACCGUGACGCUGCUGCACGAGACGGGCAGCCACAUCCGCUGGAAGGAAGUGCGCGAGCUGGUCGUGGGUCGCAUCCGGAACACGCCAGAAACGGACGAGUCCCUGAUCGACCCCAACAUCCUGUCCCUCAACAUCCUCUCGUCCGGGUACAUCCACCCGCCCCAGGACGACCGGCAGUUUCUUGAUUCGGACAUGCCUAGCGUUUCCUUCGGAGGUGACACUAGGACCUUUUACCAGUUUGAGGCCGCGUGGGACAGCUCCAUGCACAACUCUCUGCUGCUGAACCGCGUCACCCCGUACCGAGAGAAGAUCUACAUGACCCUCUCUGCUUACAUUGAGAUGGAGAACUGUGCCCAGCCCGCCGUGGUCACCAAGGACUUCUGCAUGGUCUUCUACUCCCGCGACGCCAAGCUGCCCGCCUCGCGCUCCAUCCGCAACCUGUUCGGCAGCGGGAGCCUGCGGGCCUCUGAGAGCAACCGAGUGACGGGCGUGUACGAGCUCAGCCUGUGCCACGUGGCCGACGCAGGCAGCCCAGGGAUGCAGCGGCGCCGCCGGCGGGUGCUGGACACGUCCGUGGCCUACGUGCGGGGCGAGGAGAACCUGGCCGGCUGGAGGCCGCGCAGUGACAGCCUCAUCCUGGACCACCAGUGGGAGCUGGAGAAGCUGAGCCUCCUGCAGGAGGUGGAGAAGACCAGGCACUACCUGCUGCUGCGGGAGAAGCUGGAGACCACCCAGCGGCCCGUCCCCGAGACGCUGUCCCCCGCCUCCAGCGAGGACUCAGAGUCCCGCAGUUCCUCUGGCGCCUCCUCCCCGCUCUCGGCCGACGGUCGACCCUCGCCCCUGGAGACCCCUGACGAGAGGCAGCGGGAGCUGGCCGUCAAGUGCCUGCGCCUCCUCACACACACGUUCAACAGAGAGUACACGCACAGCCACGUCUGCGUCAGCGCCAGCGAGAGCAAGCUCUCUGAGAUGUCCGUCACCCUGCUGCGGGACCCGUCUGUGUCCCCUCUGGGGGCAGCCACGCUCACCCCCUCCUCUACCUGCCCCUCCCUGGUCGAAGGGCGAUACGGAGCCGGAGCCACAGACCUGAGGACCCCCCAGCCCAGGUCCCCCCCACCUGCCAGCCCGGAGCCAGAGCCAGCACCGGAGGCGGACUCCAAGAAGACCCCCUCCCCCGCCCGGGCCCCGGAGGCGGACAAGGAGCCCCAGCGCCUGCUGGUGCCUGACAUCCAGGAGAUCCGGGUCAGCCCCAUCGUCUCCAAGAAGGGGUACCUGCACUUCCUGGAGCCGCACACCGCCGGCUGGGCCAAGCGCUACGUGGUGGUGCGGCGGCCCUAUGCCUACAUGUACAACAGCGACAAGGACGCCGUGGAGCGGUUCGUGCUCAACCUGUCCGCCGCCCAGGUGGAGUACAGCGAGGACCAGCAGGCCAUGCUCAAGACGCCCCACACCUUCGCGGUCUGCACGGAGCACCGCGGCAUCCUGCUGCAGGCGAGCAGCGACAAGGACAUGCACGACUGGCUGUACGCCUUCAACCCCCUCCUGGCCGGGACCAUACGCUCCAAGCUCUCCAGAAGGAGGGCUGCCCAGAUGAGGGUCUGAACGGAAGACACCCCGCCCUCCCGACACCCAGUGGGCCCAGCCUGCCCCUCACCGUCCGUCUGUCUUCACCCCCAGCCCUUCCCCCGGCCGGCCAACCCGCCCCCCUCCCAGGGACGCUGCGCUGGCCGGGGGGCCUGCGCCACACGACCUGUCCUGACGGACCUGUCCUGUCUCCACGGAAGCCUCGUUGGUUGUCAUUUCUUCUCUGAGACGUGCCCUGGGGGGGAAAGGGCUGGGAGACACGGGGGGGGGGGCCGGAGGGCCCCAGUCAGGGGGCAUCGCUGACAUUCUAAUAUUUUUUUAAGCAUAGACAGACUUAUAAUUAAUAUACAGUAGUUAGCGACACGGAGACAGUCCACUCAGAAAUUAACUCUAAGACUGUGUUCUAUUUAUAAGUAUUUAUUUCUAACAACCUGUAGGACUCAGAGCACCCCUUCCCGCUUGUUCCCACACGCAUCCCCCAAGCCUCGUAGGGACAGACAGGCUGGGCAGCCGCCACGGCAGACCCCAGGGAGGCCGGCACCUCGGGGCCCGGCCCUCACCCUGGGGGUGUGCCUGUGUCCGGGCCCUGCUGCCCGACGUCCACGCAGCACAGAAGGGCGCGUGUCACUUCUGGCGGGAGGCACAGCCCACGUCACACCUGCACGGCAGCCGGCGGGAACCUGUGGGAGACCGGGAGGCCGGCGGGGGCUGCCCCGGGAGGCCUGGGAGAAGGGACCACGUCCCACGGUGGAGUCCUGUGGCCCGGCGACGCUGCAGUUGUCCGGGGUGAUGUCCAGGCAGCGAGGGGCUUGUGCCGCAGCCCCUCCAGCUGCUGUGAGAAGCGGGGCGAGCGCAGGGCUGCCCCAGAGGAGAAGGUCUGACUCCCCCGGUGCCCCCAGAGGAGAGAGCUCCCGGGGGAGGGGGGGCAGUCGGACACCGCGGGUCGGGCCAGUGAGGGCACGUGAUGCUGGGCUCUCCCUUCUGGUCAGAGGUUCUGUCCCCGGUUGUUCCAGCCUUGUCCCAGAUCCCCUGGGUCCCCUCGACAGACCCUGUGCCUAUGGGACACCCAGGCCAGCGGAGGCAUCAGCCCAGCGCAGAGUCAGACCGCAUGCCCUGCCUGGGUGCGGAACCCAUCAGAGAAACCAGAACCCAUCAGAGAAACCAGCGGGGCCUGGAGGGUCUUCCGUGACCUGCUCCCACAACCAAAGGCACAUCUGGCGUCUUUCUGCUGACAAAACGAAACAAAGCAACACUGUAAAACUGUCCCCACUGUGGCCAGCCGAGGGCCGUGUCAUCCGGCCCCAGGUGCACGCCCAGCCUCGCUGUCCGUGGCAUUUUUGGCACCUUCCAGCCCCCUGCCCACCCACCUGGGCACAGCUCACAGACACCUGCCCCCACCUGGCUGGGAGGACCCCAGCCCAGCCUGAAGCCAGCAGCUCUGAGGCCCUGCCUUGUCCCACACUGUCCUGCGUGGUGGCACUGACGUGACCUGGGGACGUUCUCACAGUUUGAGCCUGGAGACCCGUCUCUCUGCUGGGGACGUGAGGUGUUGGCUCCCGCCCGAGUGACAGGGUUGGGGUUUUCCUUGGGAAGGGGGCUCGGUCUGUGGUGGCGGCCUCCGACAGCCCGCGUGCACCGCUGGGGGCUGGCAGCGCCCUCCCAGACCUGGGCUCGGGCGGGGUGCAGGGUGGCCCCCGCGGCUCCCUGCCGCCCCCGGCCCCGGGCUCAUCUCCUCAUGGAGACGCCCCUCGGUCCGCCAGGGCCCGGGACGAUGCCAGGGGGAGCGCAGGCUCAGCUGCUGUCCUUGGAGAUCCCAGGCGAGGGUCACUUCCUGAGCUGAACCCAAGCAUUUUCCAGAAACAGGCCUGGGCUGCCCCCCACAGGCGUUGCAGGAGGUGGUGGGCUGGACGGAGGACUCCUUCUGGCUUUUAGGACCGCCCUGUGGCAGGGAACAGAGGUGGCGCAUUGUCCCAAGACGUCCAGGUUCCCGAGAGCCCGGCCCCGGCCCCCUCAGGUCAGCCAGCCUGAGGACUCAGCCCCGCGCACAGGUGCCUGAGGCCAGCCAGCCUGCAGAGCACCUGCUGUACCAGCGGGGCCCAGGGCAGGGGCCCCUCGAGGGUUCCUGGGAGUCACCCCAAGGUCAGGAGCCUCCACAGCCAUGGAGGCCCCUGGGAGGGUUUGGUUUUGGCCUGGAGCCACCUUGGCCGUGACUCAGAGCCAGGGGUGGCCCGCCUGGUGUCCCCUCACCGGCCUGCUGCCCUGGGAGGGCCUGGGGGGAGCCCGCACACCCAGAGCCGCUGGACGGAAACCCGUGUAGGAUCGGGAAGCCUGGCCUCCAUGCCUGGAACUCCCCACGUGUCACGUCAGCUGGGACAAGCGUUCAGUGAACUGGGACUCAGUUUCCACAUCUGCGAAGUGAGGCUGAUCGGGAGCCCCUGAGGGUCCUCCCCUCGUGGGGUGCAGAGAGCAGAGUCAGGCUGGGCUGAGGCCGCUGCUUCUGCUGAGUGGGGAAAGGGAGAAGGGUCCGGAAAGCCUCCUCUCUCGGAGGGUCUUGUUUGGAUGCUGGACGCUGCCCCGGCCACAACCUUGUUCUGUUUGCGGGAUGGUCAUCCUCGUCCGCAGCGGGCUCUCUGUCCCGGGUGGGGGUGGGUCAGCCUAGGGAGAGUCCCCAGAGAGUGGAGCGUGGGCUCCAGUGGCCUGUCCGCUUCCAGGGGCUGCUGGGGUGCUCGUGAGUGGCAAGGCCUCCCGCUCUGAGGAAUCACUCACAAGACGGCAAUGUUCCUCUCACCGCCACACGCGCUCGCACACACAGGCACACACCCAGGGCCCCGGCCCUGGGGGCGGGGCUGGUGCAGGGCUCGGGAGCCGUGAGCGGGGCGGCCACGCCGCUGCUCCUCCCCACAGCAGGCUGCGGCUUCUUCCCGGGCCUGUCUGCCCCGUGGCUGCCUGUCCCCCGAGGUCCCCUGUGGCUCGCCCCCGCGUGGUUGUGUGGCACUCCCCGGCCCCUGCUCCGUGACCUCCAUCCAUCCCGAUGUAGUGGCCCCAGCCCCCUGACGUCCUGAACCGAAUGAGCGCUAGGCUCUAGGCCCCGUGCUGUGUGUGUCCACCUGAGAAAUAAACUCACUCCCCACGCA